GUGGUGACGUCAGACGCAGCGCUGUGAAGCUGACAGGCGGCCAUCUUGGUGUGUCUUGGUGCCUUUGACAGCCCCUUAUAAUAUCGCCGCUAAUGUGGAGUUCCCGGCUGUCCGGGCUCGGUAUCCCCCGGCACCUCCUCGCCCCCCGCCUGGGCCUGUUAUCCGGUGCCGGUAGAGCGGCGGAAGCUCCGGGGCGGCGGACAGCGGCUACAAGCCAUGGGGACGGCAGGGGGCGCGCGAGGUCCUUCGCUCUGUCAGAUCCUCAAAUGGCCAGCAGAGGGCGCGCUGGGUAUUACACUCUGUCAGCGUGCAGGAUAGAGAGCAGGCGGCAAUUCCGCUUCUCUGACAGCAGAGGGCGCUCCAGUCUCAUCAUUCCAGAGGGCAGUCUGCAGCUCCUGGAACACACCAGCGGGGGGCGCCAGAGAGACAAUGGACAGAAUAAUGGGAACCCCGAGCCAGCACCCCUACUCAUCGCUGCCGCCCUGCUGGCGUAUUGCUCCAGCGAAGGAAAUCCACGGAAGGGUGAGCAGCUGUUGGAAGCGGCGCGGACCAGCAACUUCCAGGAGGUGGACAGGUUACUGCGGGAGAAGGUGGACCCCAACACUCGGCACAAGCUGGGCUGGACCCCCCUCAUGGUGGCGGCGAUGUCAAGAAAUCAGAGCAUCGUCAAGUCCUUGCUGCAAGCCGGCGCCGACCCGAACCUCGGAGAUGAGUUUUCCAGCAUGUAUGAGACGGCCAAGGAGAAGAGCAUGCACUCACUGGAAGGUACGGAGUCCUCUUCAUUCAUAUCUGUUGUGUAACCCGG
Molecule: messenger RNA, 805 nt
Organism: Rana temporaria (common frog)
Lineage: Eukaryota; Metazoa; Chordata; Amphibia; Anura; Ranidae
Product: caseinolytic peptidase B protein homolog
Exons: 4
Coding region: 93-800 (235 amino acids)
Molecular function (GO): protein binding
Source: RefSeq, a predicted model, not a curated record